Messenger RNA from Prosopis cineraria, 1009 nucleotides. Its product is annotated as glutathione S-transferase U17-like. Gene Ontology annotation, cellular component: cytoplasm. The transcript is spliced from 2 exons. Gene Ontology annotation, molecular function: glutathione transferase activity. Bases 59 to 760 code for a protein of 233 amino acids. The record is from RefSeq and is a predicted model, not a curated record. NCBI's taxonomy places the organism in Eukaryota, Viridiplantae, Streptophyta, Magnoliopsida, Fabales, Fabaceae. Gene Ontology annotation, biological process: glutathione metabolic process.
GCCUCACAAUAAUUUUUCACAUCCUGUGUUUUUCUCCCUCAGUUUAUACUUGUAACUCAUGGCAAACGCUGAGCUGAAGCUCCUGGGUAGCUGGUUUAGUCCAUUUGUCUGGAGGGUUAAGAUCGCCCUCAACAUCAAAUCUGUGGAAUAUGAAAACGUUGAAGAGACCUUGAACCCAAAAAGCCAGCUUCUUCUGCAGUCAAAUCCUGUGCACGAGAAAGUCCCAGUCCUCCUUCACGGAGACAAGCCCAUCUGCGAAUCUAGAAUCACUGUCGAAUACAUAGACGAGGUUUGGAACACUGGUCCCUCCAUCUUACCAGCAGAUGCCUACGAUCGAGCCAUGGCUCGUUUCUGGGCUGCGUACAUCGAUGACAAGUGUUUCGUGGCCAUGAGAAAAGCUUUGCUCGAAGAAGAUGAAGAAGCGAGGAAGCCAUACUUGGAGGAAGUGGAAGAUGUGUUUGUGACAAUGGAAGGUGAGCUGCAGAAAUAUUGCAAAGAAGGAAAGGGAUAUUUUGGCGGGGAUGAGAUCAUUGGAUUGGUUGAUAUUACCUUUGAGAGCUUGAUGCGUUGGUUGAGUGCACUAGAGACGAUGAGUGGAAGGAAGAUGUUGGUUGAAGGGAAGCAUCCAGGUUUGGUGAAAUGGGCAGAGAGAUUCUCAUCUGAUGCUAACGUGAAGGGGUUGAUUCCUGAGACCGAGAAACUCAUAGGGUAUGCAGAGGCUCUUAAGAUGAAGCUGAAGGCUUCUGCCACUGCAAAGUAAUGCAACUCGUUAUUGUGAACUGCCUCUGGUCUUUCUUUACGUUAAUUUUGUUUUCUUUUAGGCUUGUGGGAUGUUGUGGUAAUAAUAAUAAUGAUAAUAAUACUAAAAAAUAAACAGCUCCUUUUUGGUUAUGCUAUAUGAAGUUAAAUUUCAGUAAACAUACAUUAAAUUGGGCUAGUGAUUGUUAUCAAAUUUUAUUUUCCCUCCUAUUCUCAUUUAGUAAAAAUUAUACAUUAGAUUUUGAUUUGA